Messenger RNA from Menidia menidia (Atlantic silverside), 1346 nucleotides. The record is from the annotation of a GenBank genome assembly. NCBI's taxonomy places the organism in Eukaryota, Metazoa, Chordata, Actinopteri, Atheriniformes, Atherinopsidae.
UGGGAGCGAUGCUUCCCCCUCUCAGUGCACACUAUAUCAUCUCCCUCUGUCUCUCAGAUGGAGUUAAGUCUCUCCCUCUUUUGAGGCACUGCUUUACUCUGUCCCUGGAUACACUCAUUCCAAAGUCACAGCGCAGGACAGGACACACUGCAAUACAAACACUCGUCUUUUUCAUCAUUUACAGCUGGAACUUUUCCCAGCUGUGAGUGGAGCUUUCAUGGAUUCUCCAUAUAAUGGCAACGCGUCUUUGCAGACAUCCACAUCCAACCUCAACGCCAGCUAUUCGAGACCUUCGGAAGCUGAGGAUGACGGGAAGGUGUCCAGUGACACCAUUUGGCUUUGGAUUGCUGUACUGGCAACUAUCGGCAACAUAGUGGUGGUGGCUGUGAGCUCAUUUGUGAUCUGUGGCAGAGGCACAAGUGACCACAGCUUACCUCCAGUUGCAGUUUGCCUGAAGAAGUUGGAUUAUCAACAGCAAUGUUCAUCUGAGAGCUAUUAACAGUUUUGAGAGCCAUUAGAGCUCCACAGAUCCCAUGUCAGCACAACAGAAGGAGACAAGUUUUGCUUGUGUUGGUAUUUUGAUCUAGACGAUAGAAGAAAAACAAGAGGACAUGGAAGUCAUAUUUAAACCUUCAUAACCUUUCUCUCUUCUUUAUAGAGGAAGCAAAACACUACAUCUCUUGGUUGUGGGUUUGACUGAUUUGACAAUGUGUUUAGUAUGUGAGAGAGUGCACACAUGUAAAACUAAGCCUGAAUUAAUGAGAUUUUAUCAACAUUUCAACAAAACUGGGCAGUCAUGACAACUACAAAUACAAUUGACAAAUUGACCUUUUGUGACUAAAAAUGUACACCCUUUUUUUCACAAACAUGCAUUUUUUAUGUUUCUCAACCUCAAUGACAGGCGUGGUACAUAAGCUAGGUCGAUAUGGUAUAUUUAGUAUUCUGCAAUUACACAGACAGACAAAACAAGUGGGAUAAGUGUCGGUGUUGAAUGAUUUAAGUGCAAGAGGAACAAAUGAACAUUUUGAUAUAGCUAAUGUAGUGCAAUCGGAGCUCUGUUCUGUUGCUUUAUAGCUCUCUUACUUAACAUGCACGACUACCAUCUUAUUUUCCUCCUUCACUUCUUCAUCAAUGGGUAAACUGUGUACCACCUUUUGUUGUUUAUAUCCAUUUAUGAGUAUAUGUUUGACAAUAUUUUCUGUAAGACAAACUUUGAUUUGGACUUUUUCAGUGAAGCCUUGUACCUAUUAUGUCUUUUUGUAAAGCUCGCUCUUUAUACUGUACGGGUCUUGUUGUAGAUUGGAUCUCUUGUAACAUAGCUUCAAUAAAUCUGUAAGAAUGUGAGA